Molecule: messenger RNA, 871 nt
Organism: Perca fluviatilis (European perch)
Lineage: Eukaryota; Metazoa; Chordata; Actinopteri; Perciformes; Percidae
Gene: chmp1a
Product: charged multivesicular body protein 1A
Exons: 7
Coding region: 132-728 (198 amino acids)
Biological process (GO): protein transport; endosome transport via multivesicular body sorting pathway; late endosome to vacuole transport
Cellular component (GO): ESCRT III complex; multivesicular body
Source: RefSeq, a predicted model, not a curated record
GACUGCUCUUUUUGGACCAGGAAGUGCGGUGCCAGAUCCACCACCACCACCACCGUUAUAACAAAACAAGGGCUGUUAGGGAGAUACACAUAGUUUUUCCUUGGAUAACCUGGAAUCAUAUUCGUCUUGACAUGGAGGACACACUCUUCCAGUUAAAGUUCACUUCCAAGCAGCUUGAGAGACUGGCCAAGAAGGCAGAGAAGGAGUCGGAAAAGGAGCAGGCCAAGGUUAAGAAGGCGUUGCAACAGAAGAAUGUGGAUUGUGCCAGAGUGUAUGCUGAAAAUGCCAUCCGAAAAAAAAACGAAGGUCUCAAUUGGCUGCGCAUGGCAUCUCGAGUCGACGCGGUAGCCUCCAAAGUCCAGACUGCUGUCACCAUGAAGGGAGUGACCAAAAACAUGGGCCAGGUGACCAAAGCUCUGGACAGAGCUCUAAACUCCAUGGAUCUCCAAAAGGUCUCUGCCGUCAUGGAUAAGUUUGAAACCCAAGUCCAGAACCUCGACGUCCACACCUCAGUGAUGGAGGAUUCCAUGAGCUCAGCAAUGACGCUGACCACGCCUCAGGAACAGGUGGACGACUUGAUCCACCAAAUAGCAGAGGAGAGCGGCCUGGAGGUGAUGGACCAGCUCAGCCAGCUGCCUGCAGGAGCCACCUCGGUGGGCGCAGAGAGCUCUCGGAGCCAGGAGAGGGAAGACCAGCUGUCUCGACGGUUGGCUGCUCUGCGGAACUGAGGACUCGUCCUGGAGAAGAGACCGGACUUGUUCCGGCUGUGUGGAAGCAGACGAGUUUAAUGAUGGUGACAGGAGCUGUGUGUGUGUUUCUAUUGAACUGUUCCUACAAGGACUUAAUGAGACUAUCGAUUACCAUCCCCCUG